This is a messenger RNA of Xenopus laevis (African clawed frog), 1879 nucleotides long. RefSeq names its product galanin receptor 1 S homeolog (gene galr1.S). NCBI's taxonomy places the organism in Eukaryota, Metazoa, Chordata, Amphibia, Anura, Pipidae. The coding region runs from base 304 to 1359 and encodes 351 amino acids. Gene Ontology annotation, biological process: positive regulation of cytosolic calcium ion concentration; G protein-coupled receptor signaling pathway; signal transduction. The transcript is spliced from 3 exons. Gene Ontology annotation, cellular component: membrane; plasma membrane. Gene Ontology annotation, molecular function: galanin receptor activity; G protein-coupled receptor activity. The record is from RefSeq and is a predicted model, not a curated record.
AGAGAGGUGUUUGACUCAGGGUAAUGCAAGAAGAGCAGAAAGGAACGAACACACAUGAUCUGAGCACCCUCCUCUUUUCCCUCCUCUGUUUCAGCUCAUGGACAGUCGCAACAAACUUCAUACUGUGUGUGCGCCGUUCCUUCCCGCUGACACUUGGUAGCUCCACAUUUGCCCGCAUAGAUCAGACCUGGCUACUUUACGCACGGCGCAUCGUCUGGCGCAGGCAAUUACGCGCCGUUUCAUUUAAAGAGAUACAAUAUAGUCGCGCGUAUUGUCAACUUGGUACAAGAUAAUCAGGAGAAGAUGGAUCAAACCACUGAAAUCCGGAACGAUAGCGAUGAGUUAGUGCUGGAGCCAAGUCUUGUAGAAGAACAAUCGGUUGUGAAACCGCUGCUGGGAAUCGGCAUUGACAACGUGAUCACUCUGGUUGUGUUCGGGAUAAUAUUCGCACUGGGGGUGUUGGGUAAUUCCUUGGUGAUAACGGUGCUGUCACGAAACAAGCCCGGGAAGCCCCGCAGUACCACCAACAUCUUCAUCUUGAACUUGAGUAUCGCAGACCUGGCUUAUCUCCUCUUUUGUAUCCCCUUCCAGUCCACUGUCUAUGUCCUGCCAACCUGGGUUCUCGGAGCCUUCAUCUGCAAGUUCAUUCACUACUUCUUCACCGUGUCCAUGCUGGUCAGCAUCUUCACACUCUCUGCCAUGUCCGUGGAUAGAUACGUGGCCAUAGUCCACUCCAGGAGGUCCUCUGCUAUCAGGGUGUCCAGAAAUGCCCUGCUGGGUGUCGUUCUCAUCUGGAUCCUCUCCAUUGCCAUGGCUUCCCCAGUUGCCUACAACCAGGGCUUGGUUUAUAAGAACAACCAGACUUUCUGUUGGGAAUCCUGGCCAAAUGCCCAGCAUAAAAGGGUCUAUGUGGUGUGCACCUUUGUCUUUGGAUACCUGCUCCCUCUUCUUCUUAUUUCUUUUUGCUAUGCCAAGGUACUCAACCACCUGCAUAAAAAGUUAAGAAACAUGUCAAAGAAAUCAGAGGCUUCAAAGAAAAAGACAGCGCAGACUGUGCUUGUUGUGGUGGUUGUGUUUGGAAUCUCCUGGCUUCCACAUCAUGUGAUCCAUUUGUGGGUCGAAUACGGAAACUUUCCUCUCACCCAAGCCUCUUUUGUCUUCAGAAUAGCUGCACACUGUCUCGCAUAUAGCAACUCUUCGGUGAAUCCUAUCAUUUAUGCGUUUCUCUCUGAAAAUUUCAGAAAGGCUUACAAGCAGGUAUUUAAGUGCCAGAUUGGUUGCGACGCCAAGCAGAGUGAGGCGAAAGAAAUUAAAAGCAAGUUGGAAACGCCACCAUCAACGAACUGCACUCAUGUAUGACUCUGAUAAAUGAAUGCCAUGCUAAAACCAUAUGCGAAAACCAAGUGCACGGUUUGGAAGCACAAAUUCAUCCAAUAACUACAAGCACUUAGUCUAAUUGUAAAUUACACCUGUAGGUGGUUGAUUUCUUCAGUCAUUUUCUACAUCCUCUCAAAGCUAUAGCUUGCAAUAGGUGGGAAACCAAAGACUGGCACUCUUGAUAAAUAUGUGUAUAGCAAAGAGAUCUCUUUUGCUUGUAAACUGUAUCAUACAUUAUUUUAAGUCAUGCAGGGUACAAUGUGUGCAUGUUCAUAAUGUGUUUUCCAUGCUGGAAUGCAAUUACAGAAUUUAUAAAUAUGCUAAUUAUAUGUAUAUAAAAACAUAUUUUUAAAAUAUCAGUGUAUAGACAAUAAUGUACCCCUAUUUUAACGAAGGAAAUUAGAAAUUCCAUGGCCAUAUAGAUCUCCGGCUUUUAUACAGGUCAAGUAACUUCUAGGGGCAUAUUUAUCAAGGAUUGAAUUUGUGAGUUGUGUGAGGGUUU